AUGAGGUUCGACAAGUCACUCCAAUGUGCGCUGCUGAAUGCGCCUUCCGUCGUAUUCGCCGCCCCACAGUCAGCAUCUUACCCCACAAACGGCACGGCACCGGCCGCUUUCAGCUCGAAGUGUGAGGAACUUGCGUCUAAACUUCACAUCGAUGGCGGCGUUGUUACAACCGCCGAAUUCGUCGCCGCUGGUACGAACCUGACUGUACCCGUAUACGACGAAACAUGUGCCGCAGCACCGCCAGCCAUCACAGCGGACAUGUGCCGCGUCGCGCUGAAUGUGUCGACAUCUGAGCGCUCUGGCUUCAGGAUGGAGGCGUUCCUUCCAGCCAACUGGACAGGACGAUUUCUCUCUGGCGGCAAUGGAGGUUUGAAUGGUUGCAUCAGUUACGACGACUUGGCCUAUGCGGUUGGUCUAGGUUUUGCUGCGGUUGGGACCAACAACGGGCACGAUGGCACGAGUGGCUUGCCGUUUUACAAUAACUCUGACGUUGUGGAGGACUUCGCAUACCGAGCUUUACAUACUGGUGUCGUGGUCGGAAAGCAGAUCACCGAAGACUUCUACGGCAAACCGCACGACAAGUCCUAUUACCUUGGAUGCUCCACCGGAGGAAGACAGGGCAUGAAGUCUGCUCAAGAUUUCCCAGACGAUUUCGACGGCAUUGUUGCGGGAGCACCAGCCUUCGCCUUUAACAACCUUACCUCAUGGAGUGGACACUUCUACACCCUCACUGGCCCAGCAAACUCGUCGUCCGCUUUCGUUCCGCAGUCAAAGUGGGUGCAGAUUCACGCUGAUGUCUUGAAGCAAUGCGACAAGCUCGACAACCUCGAGGAUGGCAUUCUUGAGGCUCCUUUGCUUUGCCAGUAUGACCCUUCGGGCCUAGCUUGCGCUGAGGGCAGCAACACCACUACCUGUCUUACGCCCGAGCAGCUAGAGACAGUCAAGGGAGUUUACUCGCCACUUCUCAACGAUGCAGGAGACUUAGUCUAUCCCCGUCUGCAGCCAGGUGCUGAGGUGAUUGCGGCUGGCGCCAUCAUCAACGGACAGCCCUUUCCGUACACAACAGAUUGGUUCCGCUACGCUAUCUACAACGACCCUACCUGGGAUCCUGCGACUCUUAGCUCCGAGGACUACGACUACGCCGCGAAACUGAAUCUCUUUGGGAUCGAGUCCUUCAAGGGUGAUUUGAGCGGAAUGAAGGACCGCGGCGCCAAGGUGCUACACUGGCAUGGCGGCGCGGACUUUGUCAUCUCAUCCGAUAACUCUGCUCGUUACUACGAACACGUCACUUCUACUAUGGGUCUGUCGCCUGAAGAGCUCGACGAGUUCUACAGGUACUUCCUUGUCAGUGGAACUGGUCACUGUGGUGGGGGAGAGGGUGCGCACGCCAUUGGCCAGAGCGUGGGCGAGGUCAACGGAUACGAGACCAGCCACAACGUACUCAUGGCUUUGGUUGACUGGGUAGAAAACGGCAACGCACCCGAGACACUUAUCGGAACGAAGUUCGUCAACGACACGGUCGCUCUAGGCGUUGAAUUCGAGCGCGCUCAUUGCAAGUUCCCCAAGGUCAACCAGUACAAGGGCGGCAAUCCCGAUGUUAUCGAGAGCUGGGAAUGCGUUGACGCGUAA
This is a messenger RNA of Alternaria ventricosa, 1629 nucleotides long. RefSeq lists its product as uncharacterized. The transcript has 2 exons. Bases 1 to 1629 code for a protein of 542 amino acids. The record is from RefSeq and is a predicted model, not a curated record. NCBI's taxonomy places the organism in Eukaryota, Fungi, Ascomycota, Dothideomycetes, Pleosporales, Pleosporaceae.